Molecule: messenger RNA, 1274 nt
Organism: Laccaria bicolor S238N-H82
Lineage: Eukaryota; Fungi; Basidiomycota; Agaricomycetes; Agaricales; Hydnangiaceae
Exons: 2
Coding region: 4-1230 (408 amino acids)
Biological process (GO): L-serine biosynthetic process
Cellular component (GO): cytoplasm
Molecular function (GO): pyridoxal phosphate binding; O-phospho-L-serine:2-oxoglutarate transaminase activity
Source: RefSeq, a predicted model, not a curated record
ACCAUGCCAGAAACUCGAGCAAUCAACUUUGGAGCGGGGCCUUCAGCCUUGCCAGAGUCGGUUCUUGUAGAAGCCACCAGAGGCUUGCUCAAUUUUGCGGGUACAGGGAUUGGGAUUGCCGAAAUCUCACAUCGAUCUAAAGAAUUCGCCGCCUUUCUCGCUGAAGUCGAGGCGCUGAUUCGCGAGCAGCUCAACGUGCCUUCGACGCACUCCAUCCUCUUCACGCAAGGCGGGGGAACGGCCCAGUUCUCCGCGAUCGUCCUCAACCUCCUUGCCCGUCACCGACUGCUGCAUCCUGACUUAAAAGAUGAAGAACGAGUCAUGGACUAUGUUAUCACCGGGACGUGGAGCAAGCUUGCUGCACAAGAAGCUGGCCGUCUAGGUGGGGGUAAAGUGAACAUCGCGGCCGAUGCACGGGUCACGUCGAGCAACGGUAAAUCAUUCGACAACAUCCCGCCGCACGACGCGUACAAAUUCUCUCAGAGCCCAGCUCUCAUCUACUACUGCGAGAACGAGACGGUCAACGGGGUGCAGUUCUCUCAUGACCCGCAAGCCCCCGAGUCGUUCCCAUUCCAUCACCUCCCGAAGGAUGAGCUGCUGCCCCUUGUAGCCGACUACUCCUCCUCGUUCAUGUCACGCACGAUCCCCCGCUUUGCGGACCAUGCGGUCAUUUACGCUGGGGCACAGAAAAACGUUGGGCCCGCUGGGCUGACUAUCAUUAUCGUUCGCAAGGACUGCAUCGUCGAUGUAGACGCAGCUGCCAAAUUGGGCGCAGCCCCCGUUCCUAUCGGUUUGGCGUACAAGUCCUUUGCGGAGCAACAAAGUAUGCCGAAUACGCCCCCCGUGUUUUCCUUGUACGUCUCGGGCCUCGUGCUGCGGAGGAACAAGGCGUUGGGAGGUGUUCCCUACUACGAGGCACUAAACCAACGGAAGAAAGAUAAAGUAUAUGCUGUUCUUAGAGAUGGCGAAAAGCUCGGUCUGCUUAAAGGCCACGUUAAGGAAGGGAGCGGGAGCUGGAUGAACAUUGUGUUUGAAGUCUUGGGGGAGGGCGCCGAGGCUCGCUUCUUGGCUGGGGCAGAAGCAAAGGGUAUGAAAAGCCUGAAAGGUCACCGCUCUGUGGGCGGUAUCCGCGUCUCUCUGUAUAACGCCAUUACGCAGGAGCAAACGGACCAAUUGGUCGCCUAUAUUCGCGAUUUUUUGGCAGAAGGAACAGUUAAAUCUGAUUCAUGAGUGUAGGGUUGUUAAGCUAGGACAAAAUACAUUUUUGUUUGAGG